Messenger RNA from Trichoderma gamsii, 840 nucleotides. RefSeq lists its product as hypothetical. NCBI's taxonomy places the organism in Eukaryota, Fungi, Ascomycota, Sordariomycetes, Hypocreales, Hypocreaceae. The transcript has a single exon. The coding region runs from base 1 to 840 and encodes 279 amino acids. The record is from RefSeq and is a predicted model, not a curated record.
AUGGCGAGUAAAUCCUGGUUUCUCUGUCCCGAUUUCACUUUCCUCCCCGAUGGGCAAAUUGCCCUUGGUAGGAUCAUUCCCAAUCCUCGCCAACCAACUAUUACUCUCGCGUCCCUCGCCGAUUGCCCGAUGAUAGACUUACCAGAGAUCAAGUCUAUUGUCGAGAAGAAUCGCAGCUUCUCACACGACAAGGAUCGAUCCUUUGGGACUAAACUAUUCGCUAAAUUCCUUGAGAUUGCCAACGCCAAAAUGGAUAUGUCUCUGUAUAAGAGCGAAAAUCGAUCUUUCGGCGCCGUGGAUCACGAGGUUCGCGCUUUCAAUGGGGCUUUUACCACCGAUGCUUUGAGGGCAAUUGUGGCUCUCGAUAAUGUAAAAAGACAUAUUAAUAGCGGGCGCUUCGGCAAGCGAUACGUGUACAUCAUCUCAGGGCUACGUGUGGCACAACAAAGCUUCACAGUCACAGAUGAGAAGGGGAGUAAAACAGCAGCUUCUGUUGGCGCAUCUGUUCCAAUUCCCGGUGCUGUGCCUGACGCGGUGGGUGCCAAUAUCACCAAUGAGUCAAAGCAUGAGAUAAAGAGAACCUAUGAAACGGCUCCUGGCAUUGUCUUCGCAUAUCGGCUCCAUGUGAUUCGGUCCAAGGAUGCAGGCGAAGAAGGGGAGCUGUUUUCGGAUAGAACAGCCUUCUUCAGCGGCGAAGCUGAGGAUGAAGACGAAGAAAUUGAGAUUGUUGAAGUAAAUAGAUCAGUGCUACAAGAGGACUUGGAUGAAAAGCGAGAUGGCUACAGCGAAAAGCGGUUUGAGGAAGAAGAUGAUGAGUCUUAUAUUAUCUUUGAAUAUUAA